AUGUCAAGCUUCUUCAAAAAUUUAUUUACUAAAUAUAAUACAUUUACUAUGCAAAAACCAUUCACAAGUAUUUCAUUGAGCACAGGAGUUAUCCUUGGUCUCGGAGAUGUGCUAGAGUAGUUUAUUGAGAAAAAAUCAACAAAGGUGCCCAAGCCAUUCGAAAUACGUAGAGUUCUCAACAUGAGCGCCUAUGGUUUAACGAUUUAUGGACCUUUUUGCAGUCUCUGGUAUACUAAAUGGCUGCCUACGUUAGCUCCUUUAACUCCUACUCCUGCAUUAAAAUAGUUAUCUUUAAAAAUACUUUAUGAUGAAACACUGCAAAGUGGAUUUUUCUAUAUGAGCUUUUUAUAUACUUUAACGAGAUUAGAAGGAGGUUCACAUCAGUAAGGAUAGGACAAAGUGAAGAGAGAUUUCUUCAGAUGCUACUUGGCUGAUUUAGCUGUUUGGCCAUGGAUUUAAUAUUUAAAUUUCAGAUACGUUCCUCCUCACUUGUAAGCUAUAGUUGUUUCUUCAUUGACCGUAUUUUGGGGUGCAUAUAUAAGCUACGUAUAGCACUCAUGA
Tetrahymena thermophila SB210 is the source of this 561-nucleotide messenger RNA. RefSeq names its product Mpv17/PMP22 family protein. Gene Ontology annotation, cellular component: membrane; cytoplasm. The record is from RefSeq and is a predicted model, not a curated record. The transcript has a single exon. Lineage: Eukaryota; Ciliophora; Oligohymenophorea; Hymenostomatida; Tetrahymenidae.